GGAAGGCGGAGCUCUCGCUCUUUUUGCGAUGGAAUCAAACAGGGACGAAGCGGAGCAUUGCAUCGAGAUUGCUGAGGCAGCUUUCCGGAAUGGUCAGCAAGAGAAAGCGAAGCGGUUCUUAGAGAAGGCUCAGAGGCUGUUUCCGACGCAAAGGGCGCAAGCCUUACUGGAGUCAAUCACACAAAAUGGCCAGCCAUUCAGUGGAGAUCAUUGUUCAAAACCUACUGAAUCUGCGGGUACCAAACAGAGGAAAACUGGAAGUACGGUCAAUUCAGAAGCUGGGGAAGGAGUUGGUGAUACUGGAAAAUCAUAUACGUCAGAACAGCUUGAUGCUGUCAAAAGGAUAAAGCAGUGUAAGGACUACUAUGAGAUUCUUGGAGUUAGCAGGGAUGCGUCGGAUGAAGAUCUGAAAAAGGCUUACAGAAAAUUGGCAUUAAAGUUUCAUCCUGAUAAAAACCAUGCACCUGGGGCUACAGAGGCAUUUAAAGCUAUUGGUAAUGCUUACGCUGUGCUGAGUAAUUCAGAAAAACGAAAACAAUAUGACCAGUUUGGUGAAGAAAAAGGUCACAGGCAUGGACAUUCACAUACAGACUUUCACAGAGGCUUUGAAGCCGAGAUCUCACCCGAAGAUCUUUUCAACAUGUUUUUUGGAGGUGGCUUUCCAUCAAGCAACGUUCAUGUGUACAGUAAUGGUCGAAUGCGAUACACUUACCAGAGGCCAGAGAGGAGAGAGCAGCAAGGGGAUGGAGGUCUUGCUCUUUUUGUACAGUUGAUGCCAAUAUUGAUCCUCAUUAUAGUUUCAGCUCUAAGCCAGAUGAUGGUCUCUAGUCCACCCUACAGUCUCAGUCAAAGACCGUCUGUAGGUCACACUCAUAGACGAGUAACAGAGAUCUUGAAGGUGCCUUACUAUGUGACAGAAAAGUUUAAUGAGGAGUAUACUGGGGUGAAUCUGAAAAAUGUGGAAAAAAAUGUAGAAGAUGAUUAUAUAUCAAAUCUCAGAAACAAUUGUUGGAAGGAAAAACAACAAAAGGAUGGUUUACUAUACAGAGCUCGUUAUUUUGGGGAUUCAGAACUUUACCAAAGGGCACAGAAGAUGGGUACUCCUAGUUGCACCAGACUUUCAGAGGUUCAAGCUUCAUUGAAUGGUUAAAAAAGGCAAACAAAACAGAUGGACCCCACUGCCACAAAGACAAGUCAUUCUACAGUUGAAGAGAGAAGCAAGUUGUUUUGAAUUCAGAAACAAUUCACUACAAAAAAAUGAAAAAAAGAUUGCCUUCACUGAAAGUGGACUAGAGAAAAGAACAAAUCUUUUGGAAAUCCAUUAAAUAAUCUUCCUGGUUUUUAAGAGUCACACUUCUAAUCAGUCUGAGACUUUCCUGAGGACUUGUGAGCAGAGAAACGGAAAUCUUGGAAAUGCCUACAAAUGAUUUGCACUGAUGUGACAUACAAAAUAAAAUCCUAAGCUU
Messenger RNA from Polypterus senegalus (gray bichir), 1466 nucleotides. It is a transcript of the gene dnajb12a, whose product is annotated as DnaJ heat shock protein family (Hsp40) member B12a. Gene Ontology annotation, biological process: cellular response to misfolded protein. NCBI's taxonomy places the organism in Eukaryota, Metazoa, Chordata, Cladistia, Polypteriformes, Polypteridae. The record is from RefSeq and is a predicted model, not a curated record. Gene Ontology annotation, molecular function: Hsp70 protein binding. Bases 29 to 1150 code for a protein of 373 amino acids. The transcript has 9 exons. Gene Ontology annotation, cellular component: endoplasmic reticulum membrane.